AUGAACGCUGCAUCCCAGGGCGACAAAGCCCUCUCCACCUCUGACAUUCCCAGCGCCAUCAAACACUUUACCCAAGCCCUCGUUGAGCUCCCCCGCGCUCCAACCUACUACAUCAAACGCUCAACCGCCUACUCGCGCGUCAAAGCCGCAGACGGCGGCCCCAAAUCCACGGCCUCUCUCCGCGAUGCCGAAGUCGCAUUGACGCUUGCGCGAGAGCGUGGAAAGCGCGAACUCAUUCUGUCUGCGCAGAUGAGACGCGGGGUCGCGUUGUAUCAGCUUGAGAGGUAUGGGGAUGCGAGGUUUGUGUUUGAGAUUAUUCAGGGGAAGACUACUGGUGGUGCUGCAGAGGGUAAGGGGAAGGAGGAAGAGGUUAGGGAUGCUAUGGGUGCUGGGGGCGCUGCGAAGAAGAAUGGGUAUGAGCAGGAGUUGCCGAUUUGGGUGGCUAAGGUUAAGGGUCGGCUGAAUAAGUUUGGUGAGGGGGAUGAGAAGGGUAUUGUUUCGGUGAAAGAGUAUCCGAGUGAUGUUAGGAUUCCGACUGAGACGGAGCUCAAGGCGCAGUUGGAGGCGCUCAAAUCUGGGAAGACGGAGGUUGAGGAGAGCGUUUCGGGGGGGGGACAGAAGAGCGAAGACGCGGCUAAGACAGACCAGAAUAGGGAAGUCAGUGCACCUUUUACUGCAACUCCUUCAGCUGCGCCAGCUCCUGAGAAGAUUCGGCAUGAGUGGUACCAGUCCAACGAUUCGGUCGUUGUCACACUCUACGUGAAGGGAAUUUCGAAGGACAGUGUUGCCAUUGAUCUCAAAGAUGACUCUUUGUCCCUCCAAUUCCCUCUCCCAUCCGGCACAGACUACGACUUCACUCUCGACCCAUUCUUCGCAACGGUCCACCCAUCCACCUCCAAGGUCGCAGUAAUGUCUACCAAAAUCGAAAUCACCCUGCGCAAGCAAACCCCAGGCCAAAAAUGGAACGCCCUUGAAGCAUCUGCCACAAACGUCAAACUUGCCGACCGCCAAGCCGCUACGGACUCAAAGUCAACGACCGACAAGGGCCCCUCCUACCCAACCUCAUCUCGCCAUGGCACCAAGGACUGGGAUAAGGUUGCAUCGUCGCUAGACAAGAAACACAAAUCCAAGAAGGAUAAGAAGAAAGGGGCCGGGAACGAUGGGUCUGGGGACGAGUCUGAUGGCGUGGAGUCUGUUGAUUCUGAUUUUGGCGGUGGCGAUGCAGUGGAUGGGUUCUUUAAGAAGUUAUAUGCUAACGCGGACCCGGAUACCCGUCGUGCUAUGACCAAAAGUUAUGUUGAGAGUCAGGGAACUUCAUUAAGCACGAACUGGAGUGAAGUUGGCAAGGGUAAGGUUGAGGCUCGGCCGCCUAGUGAUUAG
Aspergillus ruber CBS 135680 is the source of this 1380-nucleotide messenger RNA. Its product is annotated as co-chaperone SGT1. Gene Ontology annotation, biological process: protein stabilization. Lineage: Eukaryota; Fungi; Ascomycota; Eurotiomycetes; Eurotiales; Aspergillaceae. The record is from RefSeq and is a predicted model, not a curated record. The transcript has 2 exons. Bases 1 to 1380 code for a protein of 459 amino acids. Gene Ontology annotation, molecular function: protein-folding chaperone binding.